GGCGGCGGAGCCCGGGGCGGGCGGCAGCGAGAGGGGCGAAGAUGGCGGACGUGCUCAGCGUCCUGCGACAGUACAACAUUCAGAAGAAGGAGAUUGUGGUGAAAGGGGACGAAGUGAUCUUCGGCGAGUUCUCCUGGCCCAAGAAUGUGAAGACCAACUACGUGGUUUGGGGGACUGGGAAGGAAGGCCAACCCAGAGAAUACUACACAUUGGAUUCUAUCUUAUUUCUACUUAAUAAUGUGCACCUAUCUCAUCCUGUUUAUGUCCGACGUGCAGCUACUGAAAAUAUUCCGGUGGUUAGAAGACCUGACCGAAAAGAUCUACUUGGAUAUCUCAAUGGUGAAGCAUCAACAUCGGCCAGUAUAGACAGAAGUGCCCCUCUAGAAAUAGGUCUGCAGAGAUCUACUCAAGUCAAACGAGCUGCAGAUGAAGUUUUGGCAGAAGCAAAAAAACCGCGAAUUGAGGAUGAAGAGUGUGUACGCCUUGAUAAAGAGAGAUUGGCUGCUCGUUUGGAGGGUCACAAAGAAGGGAUUGUACAGACUGAACAGAUCAGGUCUUUGUCCGAAGCUAUGUCGGUGGAAAAAAUUGCUGCAAUCAAAGCCAAAAUUAUGGCUAAGAAACGAUCUACCAUCAAGACUGACUUAGAUGAUGACAUAACUGCCCUAAAACAGAGGAGUUUUGUGGAUGCUGAAGUAGACGUGACCCGAGAUAUUGUCAGCAGAGAAAGGGUGUGGAGGACGCGAACAACUAUCUUACAGAGCACAGGAAAGAAUUUUUCCAAGAAUAUUUUUGCAAUUCUUCAAUCAGUAAAAGCCAGAGAAGAAGGGCGUGCACCUGAACAGCGACCGGCCCCAAAUGCGGCACCUGUGGAUCCCACAUUGCGUACCAAGCAGCCUAUUCCAGCUGCCUACAACAGGUACGACCAGGAAAGAUUCAAAGGAAAAGAAGAAACGGAAGGCUUCAAAAUUGACACUAUGGGCACCUAUCAUGGUAUGACGCUGAAGUCUGUAACAGAGGGUGCCUCGGCCCGUAAGACGCAGACUCCUGCAGCACAGCCGGUACCAAGACCAGUUUCUCAAGCCAGACCUCCCCCAAAUCAGAAGAAAGGAUCUCGAACACCCAUUAUCAUAAUUCCUGCAGCUACCACCUCUUUAAUAACCAUGCUUAAUGCAAAGGACCUUCUACAGGACCUGAAGUUUGUCCCAUCAGAUGAAAAGAAGAAACAAGGCUGCCAACGAGAAAAUGAAACUCUAAUACAGAGAAGAAAAGACCAGAUGCAACCAGGGGGCACUGCAAUUAGUGUCACAGUUCCUUACAGAGUAGUGGACCAGCCCCUUAAACUAAUGCCUCAAGACUGGGACCGGGUUGUAGCAGUUUUUGUGCAAGGUCCUGCAUGGCAGUUCAAAGGUUGGCCGUGGCUUUUGCCUGAUGGAUCACCAGUCGACAUAUUUGCUAAAAUUAAAGCCUUCCAUCUCAAAUAUGAUGAAGUUCGUCUGGAUCCAAAUGUUCAGAAAUGGGAUGUAACAGUAUUAGAACUCAGCUAUCACAAACGUCAUCUGGAUAGACCAGUUUUCUUACGAUUCUGGGAAACCCUGGAUAGGUACAUGGUAAAGCACAAAUCCCACUUGAGAUUCUGAAUUACUUGUUUUCCCGCUUUUCUGGAAAUCUGGAUUAAGAAGCAUGGAUACACCGUGAUCUAGAGACUGGGACUCAAGCUUUAUGAAUUUAUCAAUGAAGAAGGUCACAGAUCGAUCUUUUAUAAAACCUUAUUUGAUGAUUUAUGCUUCAAAGGGAUGAUGCCUGUCAUAUAAGCAAACUUUUUGGCUUACAACUAUUUUUUUAAUAUUAGCCUUCUAGUCUGUAAUGGAAAUUGUAUAUUUUGAUAGAAUUUUUUUCUCCAUUGGUUAAAGUAGCAUUACUUAAAAUUUGUUUCUUUAGAAAAUAAAUACAGGUUACAAAAGUGUGUAUAUGUAGAGGUUAUAAGGCUCUCUAAGCCAUCUUCUGAUUUUUCAUUGCUCUAUAAUUCCUUUUAUUGAGAAUACUGUGUUAUGAAUGGUAUUAAUUUUAAUCUCUGGAACUUUCAAAACCAAGCAAAGGGAUGUGACUAUUUUGAAUGAAUCAAAAUGUCAGCCUGUAUAUGUACUAUAUCUGUACUUUCUCUAUUUAAAAAGGAAUAAUGAAAAAUCAAGAACAAUUCAUCACCUUUGGUUGAACUGUUCGGCUUUUCAAGACUUCUUUACUUAAAAUGAAUACAUUUAAUGAAUGUACAUUCUUCUCACUGACUUUGGUAAUUUUAAAACUUAGAAUGAUAUAUUUCUAUCUGUGAUAUCUUUCCACUUGAAAAAUCUCAAAACACAGAUUAAAAACCUUAUAGGCUAUAGUACUUUUUAUUUUGGGAGCCAGAGUAUGAUUUGGGGGAAAGAAAUGUAUUAGUCCUACUGCAGUGUAACUCUGUCUUUUCUCAUAAGUCCACCUUUGAUUCUUUGUAUGGUAUAGGAUUUUGAGUCUUCUGUUUCUAGGCAUGUUCUUAUCUUCCAUUAUCUUUAAAUAUUGAUAAACUCUCCCAGACACCAAAGAACAUAUUUGCUUAAUUAAGUGUCUGAACAGAAACAAGAUAAAAACACUGGUAUUUUUAUGUGCGUAUUCAAUAUCGUAUAAAAUAUAAAACCUAUAUUUUAACUUAGUAAAAUAUUUUACUACUUCUGUACGUUAGACAGAGUGUUGCAUCCAAGGUAAAACGAAUGAGCGUUUUUCUUGAGUCUUGAUCCACCUUUUAUUACUUAAAAGCAGCUUUUGGAACCUUUACUCCCCUAAAGAGUUUUCGCCACUAGAAUUGUUGCUGAUCAUUCAUCUUAUGUCAUUUCCCACCCCAGGAAUCUCUCGUAGGUUAACAUAUUUUAUGUAUACAUUUAGCUCUUUCUUAUGUUAAGCUGACAUUACCUAGCCUCAUUUUGAAAUUUAAUGCUAUCGUAAAAAUGAGAAGCACUUAAUAUUUAUUUUUUAAGUAACCAAAAAAGUCCAUGCCAAUAAUGAACAGAAAAAGUAUUUAUUCAUAUGGAAUUCACUAGGUUCCUGAGGAAGAAAGCAGUCAGCGUUUUAAAUUAGAUUUUAGGAUAUUUAUAAGGUUUGAACAGACUCUGCCCCCCACCCCUUUCUUCCCUUCUCUGCAUCCUCUCUUCUUGAAAAGAAAACUCAAAUUUGUUCACAUUAGAAUUUCUCAGCAUAUAAAUCUGUUUUCAAAAUAAAUUGUGUUGUAUAAACUUUCUCCGUGAUGAAAUAGUCAAGGACUAGAAUCUGUAAUAUUUUAAUGUAAGAUUACUUGUUAAGACUACUACAAGUGGACAUGAACUACCUUUCUAUAAAGAUUUUUAGUAUUUAUACUUAUGUAUGAAAUUUAUAGAGUGUGGUUAAAAUUGGGAACAUCUACUUUAAACAGGGUUUAUUUUUCUAUCUUGAAUUUGCCUUACGUGUAUUCAGAGGCUCUGGAAAUAACAUUAGGAAAAGUACAAAUAUGCUGUUUCAUGUAUUUGAAGAUCAAACCCUUAGUAUGUACUUUUUGUCUUUUUCUUUUCCUUUUAUUUUUUUUUUGACCUUCAUUCCCUUAAUUAGGUCCAUGUAAUUCAUUUUAUAGCCGUUAAUUCUAAGGAAAAAAGCUUCCAGCCCAUCACUCUUCAUCCUCUCAUGGCUCCAGGUCUUGUAGCGGCACCUGUCACAGUGCCUUGCACACAGUAGGCAUUCAGUACAUAUUUAUGUGCAUGAAUGAGUGAUGGAUUCUCAGUGUAACUGAUUUAUUACAAAAAAGUACUUUGACUCUACUUGGUCUUGGAGUUUAAAAAUACAGAAUUGUAAUUGUAAUUCCCUGUAGGGAAUGAAGAGUCCUAUGCAGAUAUUUUAAUGGAAAGGAAGUAUGCAUUAGUAAGUUUGACUUACCCAUAAGUAACUGGAGACACCCUUGUCUUGUCUCACCAGUAAAAGAAAGCGCCUUUUCUUCAUUCGUAGGACACCUUUUCUGAGUCAGGCAACAGUAAGAAGCUUGUGGGUUUCAGUCAGCAGCUCUCAACCCUGACUGUACGUUAGAAUCAUUUGGGGGCCUUUAAAAAAUUCCGUUGCCUGAAUCCUGUUUCUGAUUUAAUUUGUAUGGGAUGAGACCUGUUCAUCAGUAUUUUUAAAAAAGUUGUUCUUCAGGUAUUUUAUGUUGAGAAAGGAUCGAAAAUCACUGGCUCAAUUUGUUACGAAAACAAUGCCAGUAUUAAAUGUUGUGUCGUCUCCUCCUUUUUUUGUUUUUUGUGUUUUUUUUCUUUUGUGGCCACCUUUUGCACUAGACCAUCCCCAUUAUUGGUGGUAUUGGCCUAUAGUUCCACAAGACAAAUUCAAGUCUUAUUUAUUUAAUAUACGAAUAUUUUGCUGUUUAAUAUUUAAACAAUGUUUAAUAUAUUUCCUUAUAAACUAGUAUUAUAGUUUAUGGUUUGUUUCCCAUGUGUCCAUAUCCUUUACUAACUUUUUUUUUUAACAGCAGCGUGACAACAGUCCAUACAGAAAUAACUAAUUCAUAAUGAGGAAAAUUCGUAAUUAAUUUUUAAGGUAGAAGGAAAUAAAGUAUUAAUUUCUUAUCUGCCAUGCAGAAUUAGACAAAUAGAAUUUGCUUAUGAAAGGAAAGAGGCAUACUUUUUAAUUGGUCUACACAGAAAAGUAAAAGUAAAUUAUUCAUUUAAAUAAGAUUCAUUAUCUAAUAAACAUUGAAGGAAAUAUUUUUCCUAAAUAAAAAAUUUUGUGACUCCUAAUAAAAUUAAAGUGAUGACAUUGUUCUUUUUUGGAGGGUGGGGAGGGGUAUUUAGUUGCCAUAUUUCUUACUACAUAACAAUUUCAUUUUAUUGGUGUCAACAGUAGGAACAGUGAUGAUAAGAUAUACAUAUGUGGCCAGGAAUAAAGUGCCACUUUGCCAGAUAACUAUUAUAUGAGUCUUAGUUGUCAAACUAAUUCGUUUAUAAAAUUUUUUGAGACCAACAGUUUAUUUUAUAAUAUUACAAAUGCAGCCAUUACAAAAGCUGGUCAAAAUUAAAGGAAACAUGAAAAAUAAAUUUAAUCACAUUAGCCUUAAUAUUACGUGACUGAACUUUUAUGAUUCACUUGGAUUUGAUAUUCAACUGAUUACUCUAACCAUGGUAUAUUAACUUUAGAAAUAAAAAGGGGAGAAAUGACUGAAUUUGACAUGAGAAUUGCAUUAGAAAUUUUGAAAUGCCAUGUCCUAUAUGUUCUGGCCAACUCAUUGCCACAUUUGGAUAUAUAUUGACCCCAGCAUGGUUUCUAUAUUCAUAUGUUGGAAUAAUAACUAAGGAAAAUUACAAAUGUAUAAUAGAUGUAUAAAGAAUUAUAUUUAGUAAAUGCAUAAUAGGUAAUAACACUUUCAGGUUAUUGAUUGUUUGGUUUUUUAUGUAUUAUUUUAGGUAGUGUUUAUACGAGUAUCUUGGGAGUUAUAAAUGCGUGCCAUUUAAAUGAGUAAAGCUAAUGAAAUAAAACCAGUUUUAUUGCCAAAAUUCAAAAA
Molecule: messenger RNA, 5542 nt
Organism: Lagenorhynchus albirostris (white-beaked dolphin)
Lineage: Eukaryota; Metazoa; Chordata; Mammalia; Artiodactyla; Delphinidae
Gene: CDC73
Product: cell division cycle 73
Exons: 17
Coding region: 42-1637 (531 amino acids)
Biological process (GO): transcription elongation by RNA polymerase II; positive regulation of transcription elongation by RNA polymerase II
Cellular component (GO): Cdc73/Paf1 complex
Molecular function (GO): RNA polymerase II complex binding
Source: RefSeq, a predicted model, not a curated record